Dracunculus medinensis (Guinea worm) is the source of this 1227-nucleotide messenger RNA. The record is from the annotation of a GenBank genome assembly. NCBI's taxonomy places the organism in Eukaryota, Metazoa, Nematoda, Chromadorea, Rhabditida, Dracunculidae.
AUGGAGGAUGAUUCGGGAUAUUGGAAACAGAAUUUGUAUUUGUUGCAAGAAGCUGCACCUCGUCCAUUCGCUGUAAAAUGUUGUAGUCUCCUAGAAUCAAAGCCACCGCAGUAUGGAAUGGAAUUUCAUGGUUUAAUAGAAAGAGAAUUUGCUGAGCAAAUGUUACGUGAAGCUGGUGAUGGCGCAUAUCUCGUUCGAGCGUCACGUCGUUCACAAGGAGCCGCAACUUUAUGUAUGGUAUUUGAUAGACAUGUUCUCAAUUAUAAACUUUAUUAUGAUGGAACGCAUUAUGUUGGAGAGAAACGGUUUGAAACAUUAGAAGAUUUAGUUGCGGAUGGGCUUAUUACGAUGCACAUGGAGAAAUAUGCCAAUGACUAUAUACAGCGCAUGGCUGAUGAAGCAAUAUAUGAACAGAGUCCAUAUUCACAAUAUCAGAAAGCAACUGAUGUUCGUAAAGUGCCGAUUGCUAGGUGUCAUAAUUUUUCCCCAGCCACAUUUCGUAUGCCGCAUUAUUGCGAUUACUGCCGAAAUUUCAUGUGGGGCCUCGUUCAACAGGGUGUAAAAUGUGAAGACUGCGGUUUUUGUGCCCAUAAAAAAUGCAGUGAGCGAACUCUUCAUGAUUGUCGCCCUGAGGCAAAAUAUAUAAAACGCAUGUUUGCUGUUGAUAUUAGUACACUUUGUAUGGCACAUUCAGUAACAAUUCCACCUGUUGUUUCUGCUUGUAUUUUUGAAGUGGAACGGCGUGGGAUUCGCAUUGAAGGAAUUUAUCGUGUAUCAGGAUCUCACGAACAAAUGGAAAGGUUAAGACGGCAGUUUGAUACUCUUCAUAAGGUUGACUUGUCGUCUGUAGAAGAUAUUCAUACGGUGGCUGGAUUGUUAAAGCUUUAUCUGCGAUUGUUACCUCAACAACUAGUUCCUUUUUCUGUUUAUCGGUUAUUGCUUGGUGCUUUUUCUAAUAGCCGUACUUUUCACGAACGACAAAAAGCUUGCAGAAAAGCUUUAAUGGAAUUAAACGAUGCAAAUGGACGUACAUUAUUCGCGUUAUUAAUACAUAUUCAAAAAAUAUCCGAUUAUAGUGCAGAAAAUAAGAUGAGUAUUGAAAAUUUGGCGACAAUAUUCUCACCGACUGUCUUUUGUACGGGUGCUGUACCUGCACUUCCUCAACAGCAACAUCAUCUAUUACAUUUUCUCAUUCAAAAUCCACGGGUUGUCCCAUUUUCUUGUUGA